This is a messenger RNA of Ascochyta rabiei, 1787 nucleotides long. RefSeq lists its product as uncharacterized. Lineage: Eukaryota; Fungi; Ascomycota; Dothideomycetes; Pleosporales; Didymellaceae. The transcript has a single exon. The coding region runs from base 1 to 285 and encodes 94 amino acids. The record is from RefSeq and is a predicted model, not a curated record.
AUGGCGGCCAUAUCAAAGCUGGAAACGCUGCUGCAGCCUCACAGCAUCGAGGCGGUUUGCGCAGCUGACCGCGCCAACAGCAAGAGCUACAUUCUCAUAGACGUCGGCCGCGACUCCAAAGGUCGUGCAGUCCCAUCUCUUGAUCGUCUUACGCGGAAAGUCGAGAAGUGCCUCGUCACCGAAAAGAAACGUGUUUUUGUAACCACAAAGUUGUACAUUGUUGGCGAGUGGAACACUGCAGAGCCGAGCGAAGAGCAAGAUGAGGUGGCGUUGCCCACUAUCUAAUGAGAUCUAGUGAUCCUAUGCUAACACACGCUGCAGAGGAAAAAGACCCUUGCGUGCGCGAAGGAGUGGAAUGAUGGCGUCGACGCAAUCCGCAAAUUGAUAGCUGCUAUGGGAAAGUUGAAAGAGCUUGUGUGAGUAAAGAUCGAAACGUCGCAAACUAGGCAAAAAACCGACUCACACCCCAUAGCUGGACAUGUGGCUUACCAUUCAUGGCCUCCGUCUUCAACGAACUCCCCACGAAUCUAACCAAGCUGGUGCUGGACCUGGGAAACCCUGUCCGCGUCUUUGACGACAGUAAAGUUUUGACGAAACUGCACAUCAGAGCCGAUGAUCUGAAGCCGCUACUGAAGCAAACAAGGCUGCUAGAGCUUCGCUUGUUGCGUCUACGAGACUCGGUGCAGUUCGUUGCAUGGAAGACAGUCUUCCUCAGCCAGAUUCCAGGCGGCAUGCGGAUUCUGGAGCUCCAGAUGGAUGUUGCGCCCAUUAUCCGCAGCGAGCAUUGGCGCAAGGCUACAGACGUACGUGGCUUGACCGUAGCGAAGCCUGGGCUGCUCGAGAAGCCGAACAAGUGAGUCAGGCACUCUUGACAGAGAUAAUAUGAAGCUGACCCAUAUGCAGGGGGGAUGGCGGCAGGGGUAGCCUUCACUGGAAGUUCGGCUACGGCGAGUAUCUUGACGGUGAUUGUAUCCGCAAGGCAAGGAUUCAGUCCGGCAUAGAAGAAGCAGUUCCUCUUCCACUGGAGUAAGUUGAUCACCCCUAUCAUUACGUAGAAGAUUGGCUGACAACAGCGUGGCAGGUGUCUCAAGCUUGACGGCUUCGUCAUCGACCACCUCCCGUUCGAGCACGAGCUCGCGGACAUCAUUCUACUCACCUGUGGAGAGAAAUGUAUCGACGCUGGCAUGCGAGCUCCCAAGACCCAGGCCGAGCCACACAAUGCCUGGAGUAAGAGGGUCAACAACGUCGCCUGUCGCUGUCUCAUACAAUGGCCGAACUGGACCGGCAUCUUCGAUACUGAGGGUGAUCAGCGCGACAUGCACGGCGAUGUCGUAACUCAGGACGCAGGUCUAUCCACACCUUAUGCAAAGUACCCUCCAUCAGCCUCACAACUGCCACUCACCGAGAAGACAUUGAACAUGAAGGACAUGGGUGAUACACUCAACAACGUAGCUAAGGCUGACUACUUCAACAUGCCUCCAACUCUUCGACCUCUUUCAGGACCUGACACGCCUCUCGGUGCUGUAUCCAACCUCUCUGAACGUGGCUCCGAAGUGCCGACUCCGACUACCACCGAUAUUCUUACAGUCGAUGGCUCGCUCUCUUCCGGAUCACCUUCUGCGACUAGCUCUUACCUAUUCCAAGCAAACGGUGGCAACGAAUCCACUCCGGAGAUAUCGCCAACCUCAGCACACUGCAACAGCAGUUUCGAGAGCGCUGGCUCAGCUCGCGGUCACAAGGUGAGGAGGUCUUUAGCUUACAACGAUUGGGUCUUUGGCCCCUCUUGA